Sodiomyces alkalinus F11 is the source of this 1449-nucleotide messenger RNA. Its product is annotated as tRNA-guanine transglycosylase. Gene Ontology annotation, molecular function: tRNA-guanosine(34) queuine transglycosylase activity. The coding region runs from base 1 to 1449 and encodes 482 amino acids. The transcript has 3 exons. The record is from RefSeq and is a predicted model, not a curated record. Lineage: Eukaryota; Fungi; Ascomycota; Sordariomycetes; Glomerellales; Plectosphaerellaceae.
AUGCCGUUCCGAGUACUCAAAGACGCCUUGACAGAUGGCCUGGCAGCACGCCUCGGCAGGCUCUCCCUGCCCAGGCGCCGUCCCAUCGAGACCCCCAACUUCAUCGCAGUCGCUUCAAGAGGCGUCGUCCCUCACCUCACCCCUGACAACAUAACGAGGCAUACCUCCUUUGGGGGCGCUCACAUGGCUCUCGAAGACUUCUUAGACAAGAAGGAGCCCGCCAUCCUCAACGUGCCGCCAUCCCAGUCCAAGGUCCUACACAGCUUUACCGCCUUCCCGCAACACCUAGCCACCGUACUAGGCCCUCGCCGCUGCCCCCCCGUCAGGACACCUUCCGGCAACGGCAGCAAAUCCCUCACCAUAUGGACUUCCAACGGCGGCGCCUCCCUCACCAUCGCCGAAUACGCCACCUACGUCGAAAAGCUACAACCGGACAUCGCCGUGGGUCCAGCCGACCUGUUCCACACGAGUCCCACGCCGUCCAAGAAGCUCGUCCGCAUGGCCGAGCGGACCGAAGACUGGAUGGACCAGUUCCUCCUCGACGGCCACGGCCGCCCCGACCGGCUGCGCGACGCCGACGUCGCCAUCUUCGCCCCCGUCCUGAGCGCCCCUUACCCCAUACAAUGGCAGUACCUCAACUCCCUCGCCGAGGACCACGCGGGGCACCUGUCCGGUCUCGCCUUGUACGGCGUCGACAUCCUGCCCGAGGUGACGGAGAACCACGAGUCCCUCGUGCCGUUGGCGCGCCUAUCUAUGCAACUCCCGCCAUCGCCCCAAGACGUCUUGGCCCAGGUCGCGGCCGGUAUUGACGUCUGCACGAUCCCAUUCGUCAACAGCGCAUCGGAUGCUGGGGUGGCUCUCGCGUUCCAGUUCCCUCCUCCCGUUGCAGGUGUGGCGGGCGAUCUGCAGGGACCUGGGGUGACCGCCGCUACCGCUACGCCCCGCCCUCUCGGCAUCGACAUGUGGUCGCCCGACCAUGUCACCUCGCCGAGCCCCUUCGUGGAAGGGUGCCCGUGCUACGCUUGCACCAAACAUCACCGGGCCUACGUCCACCAUCUGCUCCGGGCCCACGAGAUGCUGGCCUGGACCCUGCUGCAGAUCCACAACCACCACGUGCUGAGCGCCUUCUUCGAGUCGAUCCGCUGCGUCCUAGAGACGGCGCCGGGUGCGGCCUUUCGAGAAUACGUCCGCAGCUUCGCAGACACCUACGAGUCCGAGAUACCCUUGGGGACCGGUACGCGGCCGAGGGUGCGGGGUUAUCAUUUUAAGAGCGAGGGCGGCGAGGGCAAGGCCAACACGCCCAGGUGGGAGAAGUACGACGAAAACGCACAGUUGACAACGGCGAGUAACGCCCACAACCAAACUGAGAACGGCGGAGACGAGCACGAGGGCCAGUGGCAUGCGACAUUGGGCUGCCACAGCGACGCACAGCAAGGGAGCACGAAAUGA